CCACUCCAGCUGCCUCACAGACGCACACCUGCGCAGCGCACCGCUCCUCCUGCCACACAGCUCGUAGCUCGUCCUACUUCACGGCGUCGUCCACCGCAUCUGCCCGCUGCCGCAGCGCCAUGUCGGACGCCCAGGCCGCCGGCGAGCCUGCCGCGCUUGCGCCUGCAGCUGCCGAGCAGCCGGCCGUGGAGGCCAGCACUAGCAGCAGCGAGGCAGUGGCGCAGAAGAGCAGCACAGGCGCCGCAGAGGCCAGCUCGAGCACCCAGAAAGACGACGCCGCCAGCACGCCGGCGUCUGCCUCGGUCAAGCGCGCCCUCUCGCCCGCCGAUGCCACCACUGCUAAGCGUGCAAAGACGACGGACGCGCCUGCAGAGCCGGCGCCGGCGCCUGCUGCUGAGGCGCCCAUGUUCGAGGGCCUGAGCGAGAAGGACGUGGGCAUCACGGCCUAUGUCAGCCCGGACCUUGUCGGCCUGGAGGGCGGCGUCAUCAAGCAGCGCUUCUCCGACUUUCAUGUCUUCGAGGUCAAGAAGGGCGGCGAGGUCUGCCACCUCACCUCUCUCGCACCGCCAUCGCGCGAGGAGGGCGGCGAUGGCCUGGCGGAGCAGCUCGCUGCCGAGAUUGCAGAGCAGGACGACUCCACUGGCGAGCUGCGAGCUGCGCGCUUGGAACGCGAGCAGGCGGAGCGCACUGCCAAGCGCGAGGCGCGCGAGGAGGCGGAGCGACAAGAGGCCGAACGUUCGUGGGCAUGGCGAGAGACGAUCAGCGAGGAGCAGGAGGGCCAGAUUGCCCAGGUCCUCGGCGCAGAAACGGUCGCGCCGCUGCGGGAGCUGUGGGAGAAGGGCCCGCCGGCGAGGGAUGCUGGCGGCCGUGGUGGCCGCGGCCGCGGCGGGCGAGGAGGCCGAGGAGGCCGCGGCGGCGGCAGGGACGCGCCUGAUGCGCGAAGUGGCCCGGAGGUGCUGACGCCGUCGCUCGAGUCAAAAGAGCUGCGCACGGCUGCGCAUCAUCUUGUGCGAGAGCUCUUCGGCGGCCGCCUGCAGAGUGCUGCCGUCGAAGAGAGCGCUGCCCCUCCUCCUGCAGCCGCAGAAGUGGACGAGGACGCACUUGCCAACGCAGCGUCGUCGACGAGCGAGACGAAGGUUGCGGCUCCUGCGGUGCCUGCGCUCACGCGCAUCAAGCUCACGUGGAGCUCGGGCGCCAGCGUCAAGCUUGAUCCUCGCAAUCGCGAGCCGCGCGAGAAGGGCGCUCAGGCUGCGCAACUGCCGGACUACAUCCACUUUCUGCUGCACAAGACCAACCGCGAGACGCAGGACGCUCUUGCCAUCCUCGGACGCUCGCUGGGCCUUGGCGGUCCUACGCCUGGGCACUUCAACAAGGCGCUGAGCGACCUCAAGUUCGCCGGCACCAAGGACAAGCGCGCCUCGACGGUGCAGCAGGUCUCGCUGCGCCGCGGCAGACGCACGCUCGACGACGUGUGGAAGGCAGUCAACGGCGUGGGCCGCGAGCGCGACGUGCGUGGUGGCCCGCGCGGCGGACGUGGUCGCGGGCGUGGCCGAGGCGGCUUCCAGCAGGGCAGCGGCGACCGCAAGACUGCGCUGCAGGCGGUGCGCGAGCGCGGCGAGCGCGGCCUGCGCAUCGGCCACCUGCGCUACGACGACAAGCCGAUGUUCCUCGGCGCGCUCGACGGCAACGAGUUCUUCAUCACGCUGCGCAACGUGCAGGUCAGGAGCGAGGAGGCGAUUGCCAAGUCGGUUGAGGUGCUCAAGACCAAGGGCUUCAUCAACUACUACGGCAUGCAGCGCUUCGGCAGCGGCAGCGUCUCGACGCACCACAUCGGGAUUCCCGUCUUCAAGGGCGACUUCAAGACGGCCGUCGAGGGCAUCCUGGCGGCGCGCCCCGGCGACAUGGAGGAGGCCGAGGCGGCGCGCGAGGCAUACAAGAACGGCCAGUACAACGAGGCGCUGCAGCUCAUGCCGCGCGGCCACGUGCCGGAGCGCAGCAUCCUCGAGAAGAUGAAGCGCAACCUGCACGAGGACGGCACGCACAAGGGCGACUGGAUGGGCUACUUCUCUGGUAUCCCUAAACUGAUGCGCACCAUGUACCUGCACGCGUACCAGUCGUACGUCUGGAACCGGCUGGCGUCUGAGCGUGUCGAGCGCUUCGGAGUGGACGCGCCGGUCGUCGGCGACGUCGUAAGCGCUGAGCCGAGCGCCGAUGACGAGGCCGGAGACAUUGGCGACGACCUCGAGGAGGCCGCCGAGGCGCCCGUCGCUGCUGCGACCGGCAGCUCGACCGCACACAAGCACCAGGCGCUGCAGCGCGUCAAGGUGCUCACCGAGGCGGACGUAGGCAACUACUCGAUCAACGACGUGCUCAUCCCCAUCGCCGGCUCCGAGGUGCACUACCCCGAGGGCGGCUGGAUGGAGCAGCGGUACCGGGAGAUGCUGGCCGAGGACGGUCUCGAGCCGAGCGACGUCGCCAUGGCCAAGACUCCCGAGUACACGCUGCACGGCGCCUACCGCAAGCUGCUGCUGCGGCCGCGCAACAUUUCCUGGUCGCUCGUGCGCUACACCGACACGGACGUGAACCUGACGCAGUCCGACGAGGACAAGCUGCUUGGCAUCGAUGCCGUGCCGCAGCCCGACGCCGAGGCGCCCUUUGUGGCGCUGCAGGUGCGCUUCACGCUCUCGACGGCCGCGUACGCCACGAUGGCGCUGCGCGAGAUUCUCAAGCAGGACACGAGCACGGCCAGCCAGAAGGCCCUCACCGAGUCGGGCGCGGACCAGCAGUUCAAGGGCUCGCGUCGCGUUGCAGACGUCAACGCCAUUGCGCCGAGCCGCGAACGCAAGUGGGGCGCCGCGCCGGCGGCGGGUAGCGAGGCCAAGCCGACAGAGGAGAACGGCAGCGCAGAUGCGCCGAAGCACGAAGAGCCGAUGCUCAAGGCAGAAGUCUCGGACGCAUUCAAGCGUGCCAUGGAGCGCCUGCGCAAGGAGCAGGCUGGCCCGAGUCUCUCGGACGAGGAGGAGGCGGCGUUCAACGCAGGCGCAAAGUAAUGGUACAAUCGUGCAUUGCG
This is a messenger RNA of Tilletiopsis washingtonensis, 3070 nucleotides long. RefSeq names its product pseudouridine synthase. The record is from RefSeq and is a predicted model, not a curated record. Bases 120 to 3050 code for a protein of 976 amino acids. Gene Ontology annotation, molecular function: RNA binding; pseudouridine synthase activity. Gene Ontology annotation, biological process: pseudouridine synthesis. Gene Ontology annotation, cellular component: nucleus. NCBI's taxonomy places the organism in Eukaryota, Fungi, Basidiomycota, Exobasidiomycetes, Entylomatales. The transcript has 7 exons.